Molecule: messenger RNA, 414 nt
Organism: Coccidioides immitis RS
Lineage: Eukaryota; Fungi; Ascomycota; Eurotiomycetes; Onygenales; Onygenaceae
Exons: 3
Coding region: 1-414 (137 amino acids)
Source: RefSeq, a predicted model, not a curated record
AUGAACCAAGGUUUUCUGCACGCAGUGUACGGCCUUACGUUAAUCCGCGAAACUGUUGAUCCAGAAACCUGCCCGAAAGGUAAGGUUGAACUGAAGCUUCCCGCCCCGUCAUGUACCUUUUUGAAGGUUCAGUACGUCAAGCCACCGAUCUGUGGACGAAGAAGAUGCGCCAUACCAAGAGGGCAUUUCUUGGAGGACCUUCUUUUCACUAGCGGGAAUAUUUUGACCAAACGACCCGAGUCGAAAGUGCAAUGUCUCAAUGCUGGCUGCGAUUUUACCCUGUUUCUUUGGAAGUUGGAUUACAUAUCGCCAAGGGGUAUUGGAAUGCUCAUCGGAGGAAUACAUCUCCAAACUCUUGGAAGGUUUGGCUCGAGGCUUGGUUCCGAAAUUGAAGACAAGUCAACCGCGCACUGA